AUGGCGAGAGGUGGAGGUCGCCGCGGGAAGAGGGGAGCCGCUGACCCGAGCGAGACGCAGGAGGCGCCAGAGGAAGAUGACACAGAGCAAGAGGCGCCCCCUCUGCCACAGAAGAGGAAGAUGCUUAGCAAAAGCGACACGGUCUGUUGUGGCUCGUGCGGCGUGAAGCGCUCCGACCCGAGCGCGCAAUGGCCUGAGGUCCCCAACGAGACGGGCGAGGUUGAACGGGUUGGCUUUGCGUGCAUUCCGUGCUGGGACCCGUACGAGAGAGUCUUCAAGCACGAGACCUCAUGGACCAAGCACUGCGCCAAGCUGAAGGGCGACAGCAAGUACAAGAAGCGGGUCGACGACACGAAGGACAUCUCGAAGAAUCCAGAGAAGGCGGCGUUCGACCAGGAGGAGGUCAACGCCGUUGUCGAGCAAGGCUACACUACGAUAGGGAACUACAUUUGCAUGAAGCCCGAGCUGCUGGAGAAGCAGGCUGGCGGCAACGUCACUGUAGGGAUGGCCGAUAUCUCGACCCAGAAGGUCUUGGCGCCGCUGACCAAGCAGAAGCUGACGGCCGUGUGCGCCGCGCACCCCGAUAAGCCGCCCGUGGAGGUGCAGACUUUCACUACCGUGAAGUGCCAGAAGGUCGCGUGCACGCUACCUCGGAGGGCAGCGCUUACAGACACGCAGUCACAGGUGGAGAUGAAGAAGGCGCUGGCCGAGGUCACCAAGAUGUUGCCAGUCCCGUGCCGCGGCCACGUCAAGCCGCCCGAUAUCGAUUCCUUGGUGAAGCAGCUGCAGGGGGCAAAGUUGGCGCGGGCUGCUGGCGGAGCUGCUCGCCCUGACGGUGGUGAACAGGUGUCCGAGGCAGCGGCUGGCGCGGCUGAUGCAGCGGGCGGGGGUGCGAGCGGUGCCGCCGACGCCGAGGCGGCGGCGGCCCCCGACGAGGGUGACGACGAUGAGAGCUCGGGCAAGGCCAGCAACAGCGACGGCGAGGCGUCGGGCGCGGCUCCAGCGGCGGGGCCAGCCGCCAGCGUCGCCGCCAUGACCGUCGUCGGCAGGGCCGCGGGAGGUCGCCGAGGCGGAGGUCAGCAUGGCCUUUCCCCUGCGGCCUCGGCAGAGAAGCUGCGCUUGGACGAGCUUGUCCACGAUUACCCGCUUGCCGCCAUCCUGGAGGGCACCAAGAUGGGCGACCGCACUUACGCCUUGCGCCGCUUCAACCCCAAGCAGCGCGGAGUCGAGAUCAACAGGGCAAAGCACUUAGCCAAAGUGGACGCGGCGAUCGCUCUCCACAAGAACCUCGCUACGAUGACGCCCAAAGACAGGGCGACGCAGUUCGAUAUCAUCGGUGAUAGUGACGUGUUGGACGCCAGCACUUUCCUGGACCGCCUGAUUUGCAAGGUCGUGUCGGAGGCCGAGGCUGGCGACGACGUGGUCAAGGCGCUCUUGCCGUGGGCGCCCGCGGAUGCCGACCAGGGGGCCGCGUUCCAGCUCAAGCGCCCGCGGGUCCACCUCCUGCGCAUGAGCAAUAAUGAUAAGGCCAAUGCUUGCAGGGAUACCUUCCUCAACUCGUUCCUGGCAGAGGUGGUCGCCAAGGGUGAGGCGUCGGUCGAGAUCGUGAGGAGCUGCGCGAGAGAGUUCGUGAGCGAAUGCAGCGUGGUCUUGGGGGACAAGGAGAAGUUCCCCGAUUGGGUCAAUAUCGCCGCGGUGCUGCAGGUUUGCGCUGAGGCAUUGCUCGUGAUAUCGGACUCGAGCCCUAAGGCAGCUGAUAUGGUGACUGACAGGGCGGCGGUAAGGAAGAUGUUGAACGGCACAUAUAGCAAGGAGUGGACCCUUUGCCGCGACAGCUUGAUGUCCGACCCCCACUGGGCUCGCCUGACCACCGAGUACCUCGAGCAUGCCCUCAGUGACUUGCAGGUCGGGCCCGAGAUCUUGGCGGCGGUGGCCAAGGUGAAGUCCAACCAGCUUGACUCUGCGGUCACGGCAUCGCGCAAACUGAAGGGGUGGAUCGACCGAAGCCGCACUGGUGGCGUCCUCGAGUUGGAGAAGGCCUUCGCCGAGUGGGUCGUGCAGGCCACCUCCGCUGCGGGAGAGCACUCGCUCGGGUACGACGCUAUUGGGCAGAUUCGCGAGGUCAUAUCCAACCUGAUUGCGGCCUCCACUGCGAAGAAGGCGAGCGGCAUUUUGGACACGGCCAGGCUGACGGCAUCAGAGGAGGCCAUGGAGUUGACCCAGACCAAGCUCGGCUCCGAGAGGAAGCGCGACGCGGUCCUGAACCGCAUGAAAGAGUGCACCAAGGAGGACGGGCCUCAAUGA
This is a messenger RNA of Prorocentrum cordatum, 2304 nucleotides long. The record is from the annotation of a GenBank genome assembly. Lineage: Eukaryota; Dinophyceae; Prorocentrales; Prorocentraceae.